AUGCAACACGCCGGAUACCAAAAUAUGUACGAGAUACCUAUCAUUAUCAGCACUCCAGACUGCCACCCCGUGCCAGAGGGGCAACGGGCUAUGGUGUCCGGGUCAAAUGGACCAGAGACGCAUCCUCCUCCUCCUCCUCCUUGUCUCCCAGAAUCCCAUCACGGCCCAGCGUUGACCACGUCGUUGGUCUCCGAAGGCACACAGACAGAUCUCCCAGACCAGACUUUCAUCAGCGGCGAUUCGCCCACUACUCAAUCCCAUGGCGACUCUCCAUUCACCAGAACACCCUUCGGGGCAUGGACCGACCGUUUCUACCACAACCACAUAUCGACGCAUCACCCAGGCAGCAACAACAACAACACCACCACCACCACCACCACCACCACCCCAGCAGAGUCGUCGCUUGCUCCUCCUGAGACGGAUCUUCCCAACCGUCCAAUGACACCGAGGGCAGAUCUGUACAACGGCCAGACAUCGGCCAAUUUUGGCAUGACUUUCGGCCCUCGACCGGCGCCUCUUCGGCGGGGCCGCUCGAAGCCGUCGACCUCUCCCAACAGCUAUGAAGACCAGAAACAUCGGAUGAUGAUGAACUGGUUGGAGAGGAGAGGCACCGUGUAA
This is a messenger RNA of Cladophialophora carrionii CBS 160.54, 618 nucleotides long. RefSeq lists its product as uncharacterized. Lineage: Eukaryota; Fungi; Ascomycota; Eurotiomycetes; Chaetothyriales; Herpotrichiellaceae. The record is from RefSeq and is a predicted model, not a curated record. Bases 1 to 618 code for a protein of 205 amino acids. The transcript has a single exon.